AUGGCAAAAUCACAAACAGGGCCCGCCCCACUGCCCGUGGAGAUCAUCCAAUCCAUUCUCCAACAGCUGGACAUCGAGAGUUAUCACGCCGCACGGUCAACAUGUCGCGGUUGGCGAUAUGCGGCCUCAGCGCCGUGUAUGCUCUCACGGGUGCUCCAGCAAACCCACGUGCUGAUGCCCCCCAGAACAAGCUCCUUGACAGGAGCCGAAUGGAACAGAUAUUUCGACCAGAUCGCCCGGCUCAACCUCCUCUCCUACCGGACCAACGUCCGAAAGACAGUCUCCGAGCUGCCCUUUGCUUCAAGUUGUAGUCCGAGCAACGCGCAAGCUUCGUCACCCAAUGGCCACAUAAAAGUGGCCUUGGAGGGAGCGCGAUUACGUGUGUACAGCAGUCAAGCGCCCUGGGAGUUUCCAGUGGCUCCAUCAUUGUACCCGCCCUGGGAGUCCAUCUGCGGGAACUCGAUGAGCAUCAAUAACUCCGUCUACCUACCAAUCAACGAGCGGUACACGAACUACUGCCUCGCGGUCUCCUCGCGAGGCGACACCCUCGCAGUAGCCCUGGGCAAAAAUAUCCAGAUCUACAGCCUCCGCGACGGCGACGACGAAAGCCGCGCCGCCCCAGUCGAGUACACCAUCAACCAGACCAACAAAGUAUUCCGCUUCGCCCCACCCGCACGCUUCGAAGAAACCGACGGCGUCGUCAAGUCGCUGGAAUUCACAGAAGACGAUGCCCUCCUCCGCGUCUGCAUCCACCGCGAGACGACCUCCCAUCAGCCCUCGCGUGUCCGCUACCUGGGGAACCCGGACCUCGCUCGCGGUUGCAACCCGGGCCUGUCGUACUGGAAGACCAGUCUCAACCACAUCUACGUCGACUCGGUCGUUCUCGCCCUCGACCUUGGAGAUCACCGCGGGGGGCAAUGUCUCCUCCGCGGCCUUCGACUCCUCCCGCCGUCCUUCCAGGUACAUUCUCAGCACAGACACCACCAUAACCACCACCGUUACCCCACGAGAAGGAUGUCCCGCUUGGACACCACCACCGCCACCCGGUACUUCAUCGCCGCUCUUCAGACGAGCCUCGUGGACAGCUACGCUGUCGGCUCCAUUACCCCAGAAGGGCUCACUACUGCCGGUGUCCAGAUUCACCGCGUCUUGCCUUCCCGCUACUAUCUCCCGAGCCUCCUCCGCCUACCAGGUGUCAGUAACAACAACAACAACAACAACAACAACAACAACAACAACAACACCAACAACGUGCUCACCAGCGCAAACCCCUUCCCCAGCUCCUCCCCUCUCCAAAUGUAUCAAGACUACUACUACAACAACUACAACAACAACAACAACAGCACGCCCGCCGACCCAACCCCAGGCACAACCACCACCAACCUCCGCCACGACGUCCAAAGAUGGUCCAACACGAACCUCCCCUCCGCAACCUUCACCUCGCCCCUCCUCGCCACCUCCCCCGACAACCGGCUCGCGGUGAUCUACGAACCCGGCGGCUCGCACACCCGCUUCGUCUCCCGCGGCGGCACCCUCUACGUGGUCAACAUCUCGUCCUGCACAUCAGCCUACCAGCCCUACGCGGGGCGGCGGGCUUCCGCCGCGGGCAGCCCGACGAAUUCGACGGCCGCGUGGCUGAGGGUGCGGAAGGAAAAGGCGCCGCAGGACAUUAUCCCUGCCUGGCCGUUUUUGCUGGAUCGGCUCAACUUUGAUGCUGAUGCUGUUGGGGUUGAGACGCAGCAGAACAAGCUGACCAAGUAA
Aspergillus campestris IBT 28561 is the source of this 1761-nucleotide messenger RNA. RefSeq names its product F-box protein. The transcript has 3 exons. The record is from RefSeq and is a predicted model, not a curated record. Bases 1 to 1761 code for a protein of 586 amino acids. Gene Ontology annotation, molecular function: protein binding. NCBI's taxonomy places the organism in Eukaryota, Fungi, Ascomycota, Eurotiomycetes, Eurotiales, Aspergillaceae.